AUGUCUUCUCCCUACAAACACGUCCUUCUCGUCGGCGCUACAUCCGGAAUCGGUGCAGCACUGGCUGACAAGUUCAUCCUCCAGGGUGCCAAAGUCAUCGCUGUCGGCCGCCGUCAGGAUCGACUUGACGCUUUCGUCCAGAAGCACGGCCCUGACAAGGCAAGUGGUGUCAAGUACGAUGUUACAGACAGGGCUGGCCUCGAUGCCUUUGUAGAGAACACAUACCCCGACCUUGAUUGCGUCUUUCUGAACUCGGGCAUUCAAAGCCAGAUCCGUCUAUCGAGGCCGGAGGAAGUUGACCUCGAUGCCUUCCACGACGAGAUGAGCACCAACUUCAAUAGGCUCGUAGAUCUCUCGGUCAAGUUCCUCGCGCACCUUAAGAAGAAGUCGGCCCCGAACGCGCUUAUUAUCACGGGAACUCUGCUUGCCCAGAUCCCAGCUGCGACAAUGCCGGCAUACUCUGCGUCAAAGGCGGCAUUGACAGCUUAUGUUACCUGCCUACGCCGCCAGAACGCGGGAUCCAACACCAAGAUUAUUGAACUGUGGCCCCCCGUCGUCCAGACCGAGCUUCAUGACUACAUGGGCGCCGAAAAAGGUCGGGCCAUGGGAAUACCCGUGGCGGUGUUCCUUGAAAAGACGUGGCCGCAGAUUGUCUCAGGAAUUGAUCAUAUCAUUGUUGGUGCCAUUGGAUCCGAAGAAUCAUUCCUGGGUGCCAUCCAGCAGCGCCGGGAACAGUUUGAGGUCUUGUCUGGCCAUCUACUCACUCACUUUGAGCUUAACUACGACUCCAUCAUAGUUCGACUCUAUUUUGUCGUCUUAAGCGGUAGUGACCUGGCUGCCAACCAAUUUCGAAAGCUUGUGGAUGGGAGAAUAGGCAAAUGGAAGCGGAAGCUUCGGUGCGACUUGAGGCUAGAAAGCUGCGGCCAGUGCCAGAGAGCCAAAAUCGUGUGUCAAGGAUACCGGAAUCCCCAAGACUUGGCCUUCCGCGACGAGACGGAUGCAGCCAAGCGCAAGGUCUUGGCCCGUUCGGGAUAUUAUCUUGCUGAAGUAUCUGGUUUUCCCUUGCCAAUAUGGGACCUGAACUUGGACAUGGAGACACGCUGUCGAGAAAUCUUCUUCUCUCAGUAUGUCACAGGACUUUCACAGAGCUGUGCCCCUCUCAUCCCCCUCUAUAACCAGGCUCCAGCCAUCGGGCACCUCGCGUGCAGUGUCGGCGCAGCCAGCCUGGCCUUUACCGCUGUUCAAUUCGAGAGUCAAGAAGUCAUGAGCUUGGCAAACAAGAGGUACUUGGCAGCCAUCCAGAACCUGGGUCAAGCUUUGCGAGACCCUAAGGCACUGAAGAGUGACGAGACUCUGCAAGCCAUCUUGCUCCUUGACUUGUACGAAAAGUUCUCUAGCCGCGAAGCUCACAUACCGCCUUCGUGGAUGAGCCAUAUCCAAGGAGCAAUGUCGCUAGUCGCAGCGCGUGGAUCCUUGAACUUCUCCAGCCUAAUCGCUAGUCAACUUGCCAGAAAUGUGGUGAUAACACUAAUGAUAAGUUGCGGAGCUGCAAAGGUCUUCAUUCCAGAGUCCUUGCUAUCGUUACGCAGAGAGCUUGACAUGUUCAAUGCGGAUAGUAAAUGGGACUUUAUGGAGAUAGUAUGUGAAAUCGUGGACUUGAGGGCCGAUAUCCAUCACAAGCGUGGCAGCGGGACUGGGGUUUAUAAGAAGGCAAAGGAGAUUGAUCGAAAUCUAGCAAGCUUGGAGGAUAAACUACCCGAGUUCUGGAAGCCCGUACCUGUCCUGGCGACCGUCAACCAUGGGCCAAGGCUUCUCGACGGACAGUACGACGUCUACCCGAACCAAUAUGCAACACAGAUUUGGAACGCUUUGAGGGCAAUGCGUCUGGAGAUGAUGAAAAUCAUCAGAGAUAAUAAUCCCCGUUCCGAAGCUGGUGCUUCCGAAACCAUCAACCGCAUUUCUCGGCGAAUCUGCCACACGGUGCCCCAGUUCAUCCUUCCAGGGGCCAGACCAGAUAACGCAGAGCCUUUCUCACCGAUGCAGAAGCUACAGUGCAGGACUCUGCUGGCACCGCUCUACCUCGCUGCCCAGCUUUCAACAGACAGCCACAUGAAAGAAUGGAUCUGCAAUUCAAUAGACUACAUGGCUGAGAAGGGGAACAUACGGGUAGCGAAAGAUGUUACUGACAUGCUCAAGACGAAUUCAGGAGAGGACUACUGGACUGUAUGGACGAUGACAGGGUGUUAUGCAAUGGCUGCAUAA
Messenger RNA from Fusarium vanettenii 77-13-4, 2262 nucleotides. RefSeq lists its product as uncharacterized. NCBI's taxonomy places the organism in Eukaryota, Fungi, Ascomycota, Sordariomycetes, Hypocreales, Nectriaceae. The coding region runs from base 1 to 2262 and encodes 753 amino acids. Gene Ontology annotation, molecular function: zinc ion binding; DNA-binding transcription factor activity, RNA polymerase II-specific. The record is from RefSeq and is a predicted model, not a curated record. The transcript is spliced from 6 exons. Gene Ontology annotation, biological process: regulation of DNA-templated transcription.